Micropterus dolomieu (smallmouth bass) is the source of this 821-nucleotide messenger RNA. It is a transcript of the gene lrata, whose product is annotated as lecithin retinol acyltransferase a. The transcript has 2 exons. Gene Ontology annotation, biological process: retinol metabolic process. Bases 129 to 821 code for a protein of 230 amino acids. Gene Ontology annotation, molecular function: phosphatidylcholine-retinol O-acyltransferase activity. The record is from RefSeq and is a predicted model, not a curated record. Lineage: Eukaryota; Metazoa; Chordata; Actinopteri; Centrarchiformes; Centrarchidae.
GUGUACAAAGUGUCUCGUGGCUAAUCGUAUCCUAGGGAUUUCCUCAAGAGCUUUCUCCUCCUCGUGCCAGAGAGGAUAAAAAGCUAAUUUCACUCAAGCAUGUUUAGAUUUUCCUCCCGAAAACUCUCAUGAUGCUGCAGCUGUUGACAUUCCUGGUGGAGAAGCUUUCACUUCUCUCCAUAUUCAAACUUUUUGAGUCCAGCUGGUCAGACUGUGACGACCAGGACCAGAAGAGGAAUGCGCAUCGCGGUCAACCACCACCCCUCCGAAGAGGAGACCUGCUUGAGGUCCCCAGGACCAUUUUCACCCACUAUGGCAUAUAUUUAGGUGACAAUAAGGUCGCUCACCUGAUCCCUGACAUCCUCCCCAUGCUUACAAACGACAAGGAGCUCAUCAGUUCUGUCAUUACAAACAAGAGACUCAUCCUUGGCUGCAUCUACAAGUGCGCCACGGUGAGAGUGGACACAUUAGAGGACUUUGCAUAUGGCUCCAACAUACUGGUUAAUCAUUUUGAUAAGAUGAAGAAUCAAGCAUUUCCCAAUGAAGCUGUUGCUAAGAGAGCUGAAAAACUCAUCGGAGCCAUUCCUUAUAGUCUGCUGUGGAAUAACUGUGAACACUUUGCAACAUAUUGCAGAUAUGGAUCUGCAGCGAGCCGGCAAACAGAGAAGUUCUGCGAAUGUGUGAAAUCAAUCAUCAGAGACCAGCGCAGCGUGAUUGUCACAGUCCUUCUUGGAAUUAUCUCCAUGGUAUGUUUCGGCAUGGCACCUUCAACUACAUUACCCACAAUCCUUAUUCCCUUUACUUUGUGGAUGGCUGGUUAA